CACCCCUGGCUUUGCUGAGCAGACAGUGGCCUUGUUUCUCAUUGGAGAGGGCUGUUGUAAUAGGAUAGUUUAGGGAUUACAGGUAAGAUCCCAGGAUCCAGUGUGUCUCACCCAGCUAUGGGCAUGGAGCUUGACGGGCACUGAGGGGACAUCAUCACUACGGGGGGACCACCACCAAACAAUCCGGAUUACGUGACCACAACAUACAGAAUAGCGGCUGCCUUGUUCGGACGAAAUCGAUUUGAUCUCGUAUUCUGACAGAGAAAGGGAACUUAACGGAUUACGCAGAGUUACCUGUUUUUGCACAAGCUCCAGCCUGAUUCUCAGCAUCUCUUUCCCAGUUUGAACACUUCUGUGUGUUUUCACACUCUUCCAGCCUUCCUUUCUCUCAGGUUUACACCGCAAUACUCUUUCACAAUGGUUGUGGGUAAGAUGAAGCUCACUUUUCAGAAAAGGGUGAAGCUGGCCCAGUAUUUGUGGAUGCUCUCGUGGUUUGCAACUCUGGGUGGAGCCGUUACCUUCACUUUAGGAUGCUUCCUAAAGACUGAGCUUCGAAGGAGGGGAGAGGUAAUGGACAACACAGACAUCCACUGUGUGCCCAACACCUUGAUGAUUGUGGGUCUGGCUUCAAUGGGCAUCAAUUACUUCGCCAGUCGAAUCUGCCAGGAUGCCCUGGAUCCCGGCCGGUUCCCGCGAUGGAAGACCUUCCUGAAGCCCUUUUUUGGAUGCUCGGUCUUCUUCACCACGCUCAUGCUGAUUUCAGUCAUCCUGAGCUACGCCAUGAAGGGCAGCCUGGAGACCUCGCUGAAGAUCGGCCUGAAGAACGGCAUCCGCUUCUACAAGGACACCGAUACCCCCGGCCGCUGCUUCCAGAAGCAGACCAUCGACCGCCUUCAGAUGGAGUUCCAGUGCUGCGGGAACAGCAACUACAGGGACUGGUUCGAGGUGCAGUGGAUCAGCAACCGCUACCUGGACUUCAGCUCGAAGGAGGUCAAGGACCGCAUUAAGAGCAAUGUGGACGGCCGAUACUUGAUUGACGGUGUGCCCUUCAGCUGCUGUAACCCUAGCUCUCCCAGACCCUGUAUCCAGUACAGAAUCACCAACAACACCGCCCACUACAACUACGAGCACCAGACCGAGGAGCUCAACCUCUUCAUCCGCGGCUGCAGAGAAGCCCUGGUCUACUAUUACAUGGGGCUGAUGAACACGAUUGGAGCGGUGGUUCUGUCCGUCUUUCUGCUCCAGUGCUCGGUGUUGGCCAGUGUGCGCCUCCUGCAGACGUCUAUGGAGGCCGUGGCUGGACAGGAGAAUGUGGAGGUCGACAGCGAGGGCUACUUGCUUGAGAAGGGAGUGAAGGAGACCUUCAUGGAGUAUGUGGAUCCUGUGCUGAAGCUCCUGUGGAUGAACCAGGUGACCCCCCCUGAAGCCAAAGCGGAAGCAGGGGCCAGCUAAAGAGUGCUGACAACUAAUCCAAUCAUUCAUUUUUAUAUAUCAGUUUUAAUGACAAGAGUUGAGUACAUCAUUAAUACACUAAAAUGGCUUUGUGUUUCUAAAAUAUAUUAACAGUAGCAACAUUUCACCCAAAUUCAUUAGAAAUCUUUUGAAUGAUGAAUGAUUCCACUAUCAAUUCUGCAGCACCUUACUCAUCACUUACAUUUUAUGGCAAAUAUAUGAUAUUGCGAGCCUCCUGAUAAGUAAAAGUCUGUUCAUUCCUGUCGGGAGAAACUGACUAUGGGAACAGACUAGCAAUAUGCUUAAAUGGUUGAAUAUUUGAGCGAGAGUGUGGUUUUGUAAUACCGCUGCCAUGGAUGUUUGGAAAUAAUUGGAAGAACAGAAAGAUGCAAAUCAAUACCCUUGUGAAAAAGAAGUGCACUUAAUCGCAUUGAAUGUGAGCUUGUAGUGUACAUUCUGAAAAGUACUAACCUGAAAAGUAUGUUUUUUAAAACUGCUCUUGCAGGUAAUAUAACAUUAAUGAAAUAAAAGGCCACUUAAAGAGAGUCUACUUUCAUAACGAUGUUUCUUUCUCAAGUACGCUUUUAAAAAGUGCACUUUGUUAUCAUUCUAAGUACACUUAUUUUAAGCACAUGUAAAUAUUUGAUUAUAAUUUUAACUGAUUCGGUUUUACGUUUAAAGUUAAUUAUUUUAAAUGUACCAAAUUGCAACUUCAUCAUUAUAAGGAUGUACUCACAAAUCCAUGUCAUGUAUGUUUCAGUCGAAAUGGCAUUAAAGUAUACUUUAGUUUUUCCAGUAUUAUUCAUCACACAUAUUCACACAUUUAACACAGAAGACAGCAGCAAUAAUUAUGAAAUUACAUAUAAAGAUGUUCUUAAGUGGGUGAGAAAUACACUCUGAAAUUCAACUAACUGCAUUUAACAUAAAUGCAAACUAUAAUACAUUUUCAUUUCAUUGCAAAUAACAUGCAGUUUAGUAUCCAAAAACGUUACAUCCACUUGGCACUUCAGUAAAUUAUUUUAAAGUAUAUUAUUUCUGUGAUAAGUACUCUUUUUAAAAGUAUGCUGAAGUGAACUUCUUCUUCACAAGGGUAAGCCCCUUCCAAUCAUCCACAUCUUACACUGUGUGUUACUACCCAGGCGUGACGAGGUAACGCUUUCUCUCCAAAAACAAAGCAGCCAGGACCUUUACAAACAACAGAACACACUGUUACCUGGUUUCUGUGUUUUAGGCUUCACUCCGGGACGCCCCGUCCACACACUGGCCUAAAGUCAAUCUCCAUAAUUAAGUAUUAAGUAUGUUCUAAUAGGUUAUGAAUGCAUUGUAUUUCCGCUUGCAGUGUGGACAAGCAAGCAGUUUGAUGCUGGAAAUCAUUCAUUAAGAUAUUAUUAUAAUUACGAUAAAUGUGAAAUAAAUUAUUAUUAAAUCUCCAGUUAUUACUUUCUCAUCCAGUGUUACUUGCAUGUUGUAAACAUAAAUACUUAACUGUCAUUAAGUCAUUUUUUGUUUUGCAUUCAGCAUGGAAUUAAAAGCAUUGUAAGUGUUAAAAGACGGUGUAGAUGAUGCUCAACGCUCUGCUAUCAAACACUGUACUGCACUCGCAGAACUGUCAGGGAUCUGUGGAGUCUAAUAAAAUCUGACAUUUUGAACUGC
Molecule: messenger RNA, 3105 nt
Organism: Cyprinus carpio (common carp)
Lineage: Eukaryota; Metazoa; Chordata; Actinopteri; Cypriniformes; Cyprinidae
Product: peripherin-2-like
Biological process (GO): visual perception
Cellular component (GO): membrane
Source: RefSeq, a predicted model, not a curated record